Symbiodinium pilosum is the source of this 294-nucleotide messenger RNA. The record is from the annotation of a GenBank genome assembly. NCBI's taxonomy places the organism in Eukaryota, Dinophyceae, Suessiales, Symbiodiniaceae.
AUGCUGCUCUCACAGCUGGCGCCGCCUCCAAGAAGUUGGGAUGAUCGGGGACUCCAGGUCAUCGAGCUUGAGGGUGGUGGUCGACAAGCUGUAGGUCUUUGCAGCUGCGGUGGCCUAUUGGGGCUUGCGCUGCAGUGGCCCGGACAAGCCCCCAAUGGCGGAGGUGUUGUGGCUGCUAAGCCGGUGACAGCUGUGGUGCUGUGCAACGAGCUCAGCAUGGCGGCGGUACCUUCGCAGCUCCUGGGACACGUGGCAGAUGCACUGAGACUACCCCGCCCGAGUGGUCUGCCGUGA